This is a messenger RNA of Cyphomyrmex costatus, 7262 nucleotides long. Its product is annotated as fatty acid synthase. Gene Ontology annotation, biological process: fatty acid biosynthetic process. Gene Ontology annotation, molecular function: 3-oxoacyl-[acyl-carrier-protein] synthase activity; fatty acid synthase activity; phosphopantetheine binding. The coding region runs from base 57 to 7214 and encodes 2385 amino acids. Lineage: Eukaryota; Metazoa; Arthropoda; Insecta; Hymenoptera; Formicidae. The transcript is spliced from 20 exons. The record is from RefSeq and is a predicted model, not a curated record.
CCAGAUAUAACCAACAGCACGAAUAAAACAAAAUUAUCCGAGAAAAUAAAAAAAUCAUGAAUGGCAAAGGAACAUUUAAAAUGUGGAACGGUAUCGAUUCCAGUGAAGAUAUCGUUAUUUCAGGCAUCGCUGGCAGAUUUCCUCGUUCAGACGAUAUGAAUCAAUUACGAGAAAAUUUAUUCAAUAAAACUGAUCUUGUAAGAGCAGACCAUAACCGAUGGAAAAUAGCUGUGGAGCAUGCAGAAUUCUCAAAACGUAUGGGAAUUGUAAAUAAUGUAGAAAAAUUUGACGCGGAAUUUUUUGAAUUAUCUUUUGAAAAAGCACAUUCAUUUGCACCCGAAGUAAGACUAUUACUGGAACAUACUUAUGAAGCAAUUAUCGAUGCGGGGAUCAAUCCAAAGCAAUUACAAGGAAAAAAUACUGCAGUAAUUGUAGGAUCAUCUAUCAUUGAAUCACAAGAAAAAUUAUUUAAAGAUACUCAGUUAAAUAUCAUUGGAUGUAGUAAAUCUGCAACAGCAAAUUUAAUUUCGUACUGCUUGGAUCUGAAAGGACCAUCUUAUACUGUUGAUGCAGCAUGUAGUUCUACUCUUUAUGCUAUGGGCGUUGCUUAUGAUUGCAUCAUGGCAGGCAAAUGCGAAGACGCCAUAGUUGGAACUGCACAAUUAUGUUUUAAUCCCCUUGUAAAUCUGCAAUUCGCGCGGCUUGGUGUCUUGUCACAUGACGGUUAUUGCAGACCACUUGAUAUCGCUGCUAACGGUUAUGCGCGUAGUGAAACAGUGGCAGUAGUGUACCUUCAAAAAGCGAAAAAUGCUAAAAGGAUUUAUGCCAUGUGUCCGUACAUUAAAUUAAACUGUGAUGGCUACAAACAAGAAGGAAUAACAUAUCCUUCAUCACAAAUGCAAUAUACAUUAUUAAAGGAAUUUUACGAAGAAUGCAAAAUACCAACAUCUUCUUUAGAUUAUGUCGAAACACAUGGUACCGCUACCAUAGCUGGCGAUCCUCCAGAAAUUGACGCUAUCUAUAAUGUUAUGUGUAAAAAUAGAAAGAGUCCAUUAAUGAUCGGAUCUGUAAAAUCCAAUCUUGGACAUACUGAACCAGCGAGUGGUUUUAAUCAGAUCGCUAAGGUAAUAAUAGCAUUCGAAACUGGAUUUGUCCCACCAAACAUCAAUUAUACAUCACCAAGGAAAGAUAUAGACGCUUUGAUUGACGGCAGUGUUCGUGUGGUCCAAGAACCAAUGCCACUUCAAAAUGGUUACAUAGCAAUCAAUAAUUUUGGUUUUGGAGGAUCCAACGCUCAUAUGUUAUUAAGAUGGAAUCCUAAACAGAAAAUUAAUAAUGGAGCAUCAAACGAUGACUUACCUAGACUUGUCGUAUUAUCUGGACGUACUGAAGAAUCAGUGAAACUAUUUUUAAACGACAUUGCUAAUCAGCCAAUAGAUGUAGAAUAUAUCCGUUUACUACACGAUAUCUAUGCAGAUAACAUAAAUGGCCAUCCAUGGAGAGGGUACAUUAUAUUGAGUACUUUCCAAGAAAAUUCAAUAAAGGAAAUACAAAAUUGCAGGCGAUCGAAAAGACCAGUUUGGUUUAUAUUUUCAGCCUUAGGUUCUCAAUGGCCAGGAAUGGGUCAAAACUUAUUAAAGUUUCACAUCUUCGCAAAAGCGAUAAAAAAAUGCGACAAUGUUUUAAAACCGUACGGUAUAAGUGUUAUAGACAUUUUGACAAAAAAGGAAGAAAACAUAUGCAAAAACGCGAUAAACCCUUUUCUUGGAAUCGUCGCUAUUCAGAUUGGUUUAGUAGAUUUUCUAACAUGCUUAGGAAUUACUCCCGAUUACAUGAUUGGUCAUUCUGCCGGUGAACUUGUUUGUGCAUACGCAGAUAAAUGCCUCACCAUUGAACAAACUAUUUUAUCAGCAUACUUUAUUGGUUUGGCAUGUGCCGAAGAAACAAUAAUUCAAAGCUCGAUGGCGAUUGUCAACAUCGACUACAAAUAUCUCAAAAAUAAAUGUCCCGCGGAUAUUGAAAUAGUGUGCCACAAUAGCGAGAACAGCUGCGUCGUGUGUGGACCAAAAGAAUCCAUAGAAGGAUUCAUGAAAGAAUUACAGGUCAACAAUAUUUACGUAAAGGAGAUCAACUGCAACAUACCCUUUCACAGUUCGUACAUCGCAUCCGCGGAAAGACAGCUUUUGCUCAGUUUGCAUAAAAUAAUAUCACACCCAAAAAGACGAAGUUCAAAGUGGAUCAGUACAUCUAUACCUCGUAAAGAAUGGUUUACUUCAUCAUCAAAGUUAUCAUCGGCGGUCUAUCAUACACGAAGUAUAUUAAACACAGUUCUGUUUCAACAAACAACGGAUCUCAUUCCAAGUAACGCUGUAGUUAUCGAAAUCACACCAGACGAUGUUCUGCAGCACGUUUUGAGUGGAUCCUUACAUCCAAAUGUGAAAAAUCUUGUGUUAACUCGACGCUCCGAAGAAAAUAUUGAUUUUCUUUUACAAGGAGUAGGAAAGCUUUAUAAUUGUGGUUUACAACCGCAAAUUGCCAAAUUAUACCCACCGGUGCAAUUUCCAGUUAGCCGAGGAACUCCUAUGAUUUCCCCGUCAAUCAGAUGGAAUCAUUCCGAAAAUUGGCUUGUACCGAGUCAAGGACAAGAGUUCAUAGAAUCCAAAGGAAGUUACGUCAAAAUUUCGCUCGAGGACGAAGACUAUGAAUAUAUGAGCGGUCAUGUAAUCGAUGGAAGAAAUUUGCUACCCGCGACAGGUUAUUUGGGACUCGUUUGGAAAACUAUUGGCAUGAUGAAAGGGUUAAUGUAUACAACAAUACCUAUAGUUUUCCGUGAUGUAAAAUUUAUUCGUGCUACCUAUUUGUCAAAAAAUGAUGCUGUAGAACUAUAUAUUUCAAUACAGACAGAUGGAAAAUUUGAAAUAACUGAAGGAGAGAGCGUUGUUGUCACGGGUACAGUGUACGAAACAUUGAAUCCAGAACAGGAAAUGAUUCCGAUAGACCUAUUACCGGAGGAUAGUGAUGAAGAUGAAGUCAUGACAUUAAGAGAUAUAUAUAAGGAGUUGAAAUUGCGAGGAUAUCAGUACAAAGGCUUAUUCCGUGGACUAAAAAGUGCCUCGGUUUCUGGAAAUCAAGGACAUAUCGCUUGGAAAAAUAAUUGGGAAACAUUUAUGGAUACUAUGUUACAGAUGGUAAUUAUUGGAUAUGACACCAGAGAUUUAUGUGUUCCUACGAGUAUUCAGAAGUUAGUGAUAAAUCCAAUACUUCAUGCUUCGAAGCUGCGAGGCAACAUUGAGAGUGCAGAAGUUACAACAGACAUGGAUAAGCUAUUACGGGUACGAAUAUACAAAGAGAUAGAUACAAUAAAAGCUGGUGGCGUAGAGAUUCGAGGACUUCAAGCUACCCAAAUCAAUCGUCGGAAAUUAGCGCAAGAUGCUAUCAUCGAGGAAAAUACAUUUAUAGCUCAUUGUGAUCGAGCUAAGAUUUCUUUGAACGAAGCAAUUCGGAUAUCAGCUCAACUCGUGCUGGAAGAUCAUCAAAUUAUCAAAGUGCAAGUCGCUGAGCUAGUGGAAGAUGUCGACGAUGUUGAGUUAGAUUGUCUUUCAUCUUCGUUGCUUCUCCAGGCAUUUGAUGACAUGCCACUUAUACAAGCGAAUAUCGCUCUAUUAACGUCAUCAAAUCGUUUCGAGCAAGAAGACUUACCGCAAAAUUUCACAAUAAAUGAUGUUACUAAUCCAGCUUUGGUUGAAAAAGUUUUAAUUGUUGCUGGAUUCAACCUUAUGACCAAACAACGCGAAUCGUUAGAGAGACUGUUGCCAUUUUUGAAAGAGAGUGGUUAUGUGUUAACUCGUGAGAAAUGCGAAAUAACUGAUUAUAAAAAAUAUUUGCAACAAUACGGAUUAAACAUUAUUCUCGAAAAACGCACCGAUACAGAACUAAUUUUGCUUUUGAAAAAAAAAGUAUUUAUAAAAGAAAGAAUAGUUGUUUAUAUAAGUAACGAUAAUUUCAGUUGGCUGGAGAAUCUAAAGCCACUUGUGAGCGACGAGAACAAACUUAAUAGAACCAGUAGAAUUAUAAUUGUUGGAGAGAAAAACUUCGAGUGCGGUUUAUUGGGUUUUGUUAACUGCUUGAGAAAAGAGCCGGGUGGAGAACUUGUUAGGAGUGUGCUUGUUCAAGAUGAAGAAGCUCCUAAAUUUUCCCUUCAAGAUCCCUUUUAUUUAGAGCAACUACAGAAAGACAUGACCAUUAAUGUCCUACGAUCGAAUAAAACUUGGGGAUCGUACAGACACAUAGAAUUGCCACCAAUGGAAGCGCAACCUGUACGAACAGCUCAUGUCUGCCAAAUGGUUCGUGGUGAUUUAAAUACGUUUUGUUGGAUAGAGAAUAAUAUAUCAGGCCUGUCUCGUUGUGAAGAUUUAGUGCACGUGGUUUACUCAUCCCUGAAUUUUAAAGAUGUAAUGCUUGCCACUGGUAAAUUAACAACGCGAGGGACUAUUUCACAUGGACGUUUAUUUCAGUAUCUUCCUCUUGGAUUGGAGUACGUGGGUAUUGAUGUUUAUGAACAACGUGUAAUGGGAAUUCGUGAUACUGAUUGCAUAGCAAACGUUGUUGAAAAGGAUGAAUAUCUUGUUUGGAAAAUACCCAAUGAGUGGACAUUUGAAGAGGCAGCAACGGUUCCAUGCGUUUACACCACAAUUUAUUUCGCCUUAUACUACCAUGGAAAAAUGAAAAAAGGUGAUAAAGUACUUAUACAUUCUGGUACUGGAGGUAUUGGACAAGCAGCUAUUCAUGUCGCUCUUAAAGAGGGAUGUGACGUGUUUACUACCGUUGGUACAACUGACAAACGGGACUUCAUUAAGAAAAUGUUUCCGAUCAUUCCGGAUGAACAUAUUGGAAAUUCUCGAGAUACAAGUUUUGAACAUAUGAUUAUGCGACAAACGAAAGGUCGCGGCGUCGAUAUCGUGCUAAAUUCAUUAGCGGAAGAAAAGUUGAUCGCCUCUGUUCGGUGUCUAGCUCAAAACGGUCGAUUCUUAGAAAUUGGCAAAUUCGAUAUUGUUUCUAAUAAUUCCCUAGGCAUGUCUGCAUUUCAGAAAGGUAUCAGUUUUCAUGGGAUUAUACUGGAAAAUGUGAUGAAAAAAAAUAGUGCUUACAAGUUGAAGCCUUUAUUGUUCACAUUGAUAAAAGAAGGUUUAGAAAAUAGGACAAUUAAACCAAUUCAAGCAAAAAUUUUUCCUAAAACUGAUAUUGAAGAAGCUUUUAGGUAUAUGGCAAGCGGAAAACAUACAGGAAAGAUAAUUAUAAAUAUCCAUGAAAAGGAUGAACCUUUAGAUAAACAUAUUCUUGCACAUCGUCGUUAUUAUUGUCUCAGAGACAGAAGUUACGUUAUUCUAGGAGGUCUGGGCGGAUUUGGUUUAGAAUUAACCGACUGGCUUAUAUUUCGUGGUGCCAGAAACAUUGUUCUGGUUUCAAGAAAUGGAAUAAAGAAUGGUUUCCAACGCAUGAAAAUUCGAUUAUGGAAGUCGUAUGGGAUAAACGUUCUGAUCAUCAAGAAUAUCGAUGUUUCUGACCUUAUAGAUUGCGAAUAUCUCUUACGGACUGCGGAAAAAGAAGCUUCGGUAGAUGCUAUAUUCAAUCUUGGUGUGGUACUGAAGGAUGGAUUCUUCAAAGACCAAACCGCGAAAACAUUUACAGAGUCCUUCCAAUCGAAGGCUCGAGCAACGCAAAUGCUGGAUAAGCUUUCUAGAAAGAUCUGCCUUAAUCUACGUCAUUUCGUAGUGUUCUCUUCCGUUUCCUGUGGCAGAGGAAACGCUGGGCAGACUAAUUAUGGCAUGGCCAACUCCAUCAUGGAGAGAAUUUGCGAAAAGAGAGCAGAAGAAGGAUUACCAGGAUUGGCGAUUCAGUGGGGAGCUGUAGGUGACGUUGGUCUUGUCGCUGACAUGCAGGAAGACGAUAAGGAAUUAAUUAUCAGUGGCACUCUACAACAAAAGAUAUCUUGCUGUCUCAUUGAGUUGGAUAAGUUUUUACUUCAAAGUCGACCGAUUGUGAGCAGCAUGGUUGUAGCUGAAAAAAAAGUAGGAUGUCAUGGAUUGGGAAAUUUAGUAGAAACAAUUGCUAAUAUUUUAGAUAUAAGUGACAUGAAAGUUGUAAGUCAGAAUUCAUCUCUGGCCGAACUUGGAAUGGAUUCCAUGAUGACCGUUGAAAUUAACCAAACUUUAGAACGAGAAUUUGAUAUUUUUCUUACUGCGCAAGAGAUACGAAAUCUCACUUUCGCAAAACUUUUUAAGAUGUCCGUUGUAAACAUCAGUACCGAUGAUGCACAAGAUGAAAAGGAAUCCGACGUAGAGAAGUUAGAUGUUGUGAAAUUUCUGGUUGGCAUUAUAAAAAAUGAAGAUUUUAUUUCUCAAACUUGUUUGGAUUUUUCGUCCAAGAACAAGAAUACUAUGACUGAAGUAUUUCUUAUUCCGGGUAUUGACGGAUGUGGAACCGUAUUUAAUCGUAUAGCACCAUAUGUUAAAUUUUCAACAUCGUUAUUGAAUUAUAAUACAAAUAACAUCAAUUCUACUACAAAUAUAAUAUUGGAAACGAUUAAUCAUCUCACAAAUCACAUAUGUGCAAAACUAACAGGUGAAAAAGAUUUUGUAAUGGUAGGAUAUUCCUUCGGAUCUAUCAUCGCAGUAGAAUUAGCAAGACGAUUAGAAGCUAUGAAUUUUAAAGGACGAUUGGUUCUUAUCGACGGUGCUCCUGAACAAGUACGAUCAAUAUUCGCACCUUUUGAAGAUUUGGACGAUGCAGAUAUUCAGAUUGUUAUUCUAACUAAUAUUAUGGAAAGUUAUUCAGCAGGAAAUACUAACGAGAUUUUAAUGGAAUUAAAGAAAUGUGAUACUUGGGAUGAAAGAUAUAACGUUUUCGCUAAGCAAUUCUUGACUCUAAACACGUCUGUCUCAUCUACAAAUUUAAAAACACUAUGUACAACGGUUUACAAAUAUUCAUCCGCUAUUCGGCAAUAUGAUCCUUCAAUGUUGCCGCCUAUUAAUUCUCCCAUAAUUUUACUAAAAUGUACGGACCCGAUAAAUAUACGAGCAAUUGAAGAGGAUUAUUGUUUGCACAAGGUAACACGAAAUGCGGUAAGAGUACAUUACAUUGAUGGUAAUCAUGUAACGAUUUUGAAGAACGAAAAAGUGAUAGCUGCAAUUAAUGGAGAAUUACCAUUUUUGUAAUUUAAUAUUGUAAUUAAUUUGUAAUUUGAUGAUAUUGAAGGGAUAAAU